CUUGUUGCCGUGGACUGGGGCGGGUCUUGUACCCCGUGUGGGGGUGUCAGUUGGAAGGGGACAAAGCAACGCUGGCAACGGAAGUUACCGAAAAACUACUACUUACUCGAAAAAUAAGACUUCUGAAACAAAAAUCCAUCAGUGAGGUGAGACUGGGUUAAAAGGCAACACAGAGGAAGAAAAUAACGGUGAAAAAAAAAUCUAAGACGAGCUUCUCGUGCGUGGCUUUGCACGCCUACCUCCCUCCUUCCGCCUCCGCCAGACGUGCGCGUCCACGCGAGGUAGCGUGCGCGCGCGUGUGUUUACAAGUGAGUUUUGAACGAGUGCCAGCAGCGAGGCAACAAGGAGGCAUGGUGGACAACUCAGGCACUAGUAAGGCACAAAUGCCCAGCAUGUCUCAGGAGCCCGGUGUAGCCUUUCCUCAGAGUACCCCUACAGGGGGGAUGAAGCUGGAGGCGGUGAUGGAGCAGCUCCAGCGCCAGCAGCAGGCCCGACUGGAAAUGGAGCGCAAGGAGAGGAAGCUGCGAGAGGCCCACAUCAUGUACGCUCAGCAGGUGGCUGCCCAGCAGGCCAUCCUGGCGGCCGCCCGGGCUUCCGGGGCCAACUUCAUGGGCAAGGGCCUUGCGGUUGGGGCGAUGCCCGGCGGCGGGCUACCUCCUCGCAUGUCCAACCAGAGCAGCGUGGACUCUGAGAAAGAGGACGACGAGGACAGGGGUCGAGAUUCCGCCGACGAGGAGGACGACAACGAGAUGAUGGACGGUGACGAGCGCAGCGACGAGGAGGAGGGUGGCGCCAGUGGCCUGGAGUUCCUCCGCAAGCAGACGCUGGCGCUGCAGCAGAGCGCCGCUCGCAUCCAGCAGGCCCGCCCCUACGGCAGCUUUGCUGCGUCGGCCCCCCAGAGGGCGGCGUCCCCGCCUAUCAGAGUCAAGCAGGAACCCGACGAGGGCCUGUCGCCUGCGGGCGCUCACCCUGCUACCUCCCCAAAUGGGCAGGCUGACUGGAGCUUUGACGACCACUUCAGACAGAAUGGAAGCGCAAGCUGGGCGGACGAGGCUGACAGCAGCAGAGGAAGAGGGGAAGCCUCCCGAGACUUUGCCAAGUUGUACGAGCUGGACAAUGACCCCAAAAGGAAGGAGUUCUUGGACGACCUCUUCACCUUCAUGCAGAAAAGAGGCACCCCGGUCAACCGUAUUCCCAUCAUGGCCAAGCAGGUCCUGGACCUCUACAUGCUCUACAAGCUGGUGACGGAGAAGGGAGGUCUGGUGGAGGUGAUCAACAAGAAGAUCUGGAGAGAAAUCACAAAGGGACUCAACCUGCCCACCUCCAUCACCAGUGCAGCCUUCACCCUGCGCACACAGUACAUGAAGUAUCUGUACCCCUACGAGUGCGAGAGGAAGGGCCUCAGCUCCCCGGGCGAGUUGCAGGCGGCCAUCGACAGCAACCGGCGCGAGGGCCGCCGUCCCAGCUACAGCAGCAGCCUCUUCCGCUUCUCUCCUUCGCCCAGCACGGCUCCGCACAUCCUCUCGCCUCCCAAGAUGCACCUCUCCGCCCUGGCCGCCGGCACCUCGGGGGCGCUCAACGGCCUGCAGGCCUCACCGGGAUCCUCCUUGAAGAAAGAUGACCUGACUCCCUCCAUCAUGGCGGCCAGGCCCUCCAUGGCGUUGGCCUUGGGGCAGCAGCAGGUGGCGGGCUUGGCACGCGCCGCCACGCUGGAGCAGCUGAGGGAGAAGCUGGAGACCGGCGUGGGCGUCGUCUCUGGGGAGGGGCCCGAGAGGAAGAUGGCCCGCCUGGCCGAGGAGCAGCAGCGCCUCAUGCAGCAAGCCUUCCAGCACAACCUGCUGGCCAUGGCUUCACAAAUGCCCAUGAACCUGCGCCUGGGCGCCCCCGCCAUCACACCCAGAGAUGAGAAGCAGCAGGAUAUGUCUCUGAGCAUCUCAACUAAUGGCAAUGCCAGCAUCACCGUCUCAGUGGAGGUCAAUGGCACAAUGUACUCAGGAACACUCUUCGCCCAGAAGGCUGCAGGGGUCCUGGGAGCCGCUGCCGCCUCAGCCCCCCCUGCUGGAUCCAGCGUUGGCUUUGCCUUCUCCGCACCCCCGGCUCAGACCCUCAGCCCGGCGUCCACUUCCUCAUCUUCCUCCUCCUCCAAGGGCCCCGGUUCGGCUGAGCUGGCCCCCAACGGGUCACCCUAAUUGCGAGCGACCUCCUCUCCCCGCCCUCCCCCCCUCCAACGGGCGGCCCCGCAUGAAUAUUCAGUACAGUGAGAAAGAUUACAAACUGUUGCACAACAAAUACCUCAUCAACCCUGUCGACUUCUUGGCUGUCCGACGGUGAAGAGAAUCGUACACCAACACACGUGCUCCAAACGCACAACUAUGCAUUUUACACACGCACACACACGCACACACACACACACACGCUAAACACAAUCAGCGCAGCCAAAACCCACUGACAGGUGUCGUCACAAUUGAACUUGAAAAUCUUUUUAGCAUAUUUUCUUUUGUUUGUUGCCAUUUUGUUGUCUUUAUUUGAUUUAUUUAGGAUUUUGUGUUUUUAGAAUGUUUUUCUCUCUUCACAUACCUCAAAUGGAGCGACCUGCAGUGGUGUCUUUUUACCUCAGGAGUAGAAUAUUUAACCUCAAUCAGCUUCUUUUUCUCUCGUUUUGUUUGUCUCGUACUUUUCCUUUUUGACCUCGCUGCAAUUGGGGCAAAGUCGAGUACUUAGUGGCGCCGUAGACGAGCACAGCAUGAAAUCCAAAUACCUCACCGUUCUCUCGUCACGGACGCUGACACUGAACCCCCCCGCCCCACCCCGCCCACAUCACAUGGACCGGCCUUGUCCCAACAGAACCACAGCACCUCUCUGCACGAGUGCUCUUUCAAAACAAAAAAAAAGCAUUUGUUGGGGCGGGGGAUGGGAUCUGUUUGACCUCUUGGGGCGUGGGCGGGCGGGCCCUCUCCUCAGGAAGCUGGGAAUCACUGGCUCCCCCCCCCAUGGAAGAAUGAAUACCUCAUGAGACUCUCCGUGCGAGGAGAGCGACAUUACAUAUACCUCAUAGGGCGGCCAUGAUGGAAGCCACCCCCCACCCCCGACUGCUGCUCACCUCACCCUCUCUCUUUCUGCGCUGGAUUGUACAAACCGCCGUCUUUUCUAUCCGAGUGAUAUCAUCUGCCUCCCCCCCCCCCCCCCCCCCAGGAGGGGUAGAACUGCUGACAUCCUGGUUCCGACCGAUGCAUGCGUACAAUCACGUGACCUCCAGCUACUUUGCCCACGUUAUUGCACAGCUAGAUACCAAAAAUAACCACAAGGUGGCGCAGUGAAAGCAGUUGGUAGUGCGUCUAGUAGGGGGGUGUCCAAAGCCGUGCCUAUGCAAACAUAAAAAAUGCUGGGGGUCAAUGCAGUACAUGCUAAGCUAACAGAAGCAUCUUAGCUUGGUGUAAUGGUUGGUGUCAUAUCUCUUAAUGAGCUCAUUCUUUAAUCAUCACUUCAUUUUAUGUUUACAGUAUGCCAAGGGCCCAUUUCAAUAAAGAAAGAAAGAAAAUAAACAGCUCAAAAACGGCCCGCAGGCCUCACUUUGGACCCCCCUGACUGAGUACGUCAGGAAGGAUUUACAUGGUAUUACUUGAUGAGUUUAAUGUACGUCUUUAAUGCAAUCCUGAGCCCCCUUCACACAGAAAAGCCCCGCCUUUUUCGUGUCUUUUCCCUGUUCUGUAUGCACGGUACCGGCACAGGAUGGGGUGACAAAAGCGACCUGGCAAUUUACCGCCUUAGGACGUGGUAUCAGAGCUGUAAGGUGGGACGUCGCCUGUGUGAAAGGGUGUUCCGCAAUGCCUGGUCAGACGUCACUCACUUCUCCGACUGUGUUGUGUGAAAGUGCACGUAGUUGCAGGGUUCUGUGUGAAAAGCACAGGUGGACAAAAUCCCAGUUUUACUUUAAGUCUCUGGUGCAGCAGUUUUGCGGCAUCUCUUGUGUGAGAGGCUUUGGCCUUUUCCUGCCUUGUCUUUGCUUUGCUGUUCUGUGUGAACAGCACCGAUCAUUGGGGGACAAAGUUGAUCUGAGCAUUUUCCGCCUUCUGAUGUAGCAUCAGAGCCUCUUUUCACGCAGAGGUGUUGCAAAAUUGGGAUGUAAUGGAAGAACCGUCAUUUGUCCCGCCUGCACCUUUUACACAGAACCAUGUAAAUUGGCUCCCCCCCCCCCCCCCCCCCCCCCCCAGAUCUUCAUUUAAGCUCUGGUGUACCACUUUUGUGGAAUCUUGAUUGUCUGAUUGGCUUUGUCCCUCAUUGAUUGGUGCCACUCAUACAGAACAGCAACACAGAGACAAUGCAGGAAAAAAGCAAGCUUUUCCAGGCAACAGCCUCUUUCACACAGACGCCACCGAAUGGGGGCAUCAGAGACCCACACCUGUGCCUGCAAACUGUGUGCGCUUUCACACAGUGCCACAAUGUGGUGAUAAGGAGAUGCCAGCGUCCGGUGUGACAUGUAGGAUAUGUGGAGAAGCAGGAGAAGUGACUGUCAGGUCUUGUCCCGCCUCUGAUACUACUUCCAAAACUGUCAAAUUGCAGCGUCAUCCCAUUUUGCUUGUGCUUUUCAUGCAGGACAGCGACACGGGGAGAAAAAUGUUUGGUUUUUUUUUUUACCAUGUUCUGUGUAAAAGGGGGAUAUAUGGACUUCAAUCCUGAUAUGCUCUUGAGGCCACUAUGGACUCAUAAAUAAUUAAGAAUGAUCCUCCCUCGUGGGAAUUCCCAUGUCUGGCUUCAAUCUGUGUGAAAGGCAUGAGUGCUGUUGGCGUCCUGCAGAGGGCAGCAUUGUCACAGUGUGACGCUAGUGAGGACAGUUGAACGCUGCCUUAAAGUCGGUCUCUCCAAGCUUAAUCCUUUGGAGAGACCUCUUCACUUCACUUUUGAUUUGAUUUGAUCCUUAAAGGCGGCAGGGGGCGCCUUUCAUGCAGACCUCAGUUUUAUUUUAUUUUUUUGCUAUUUAUUUUUUUGUCUUGAUUUGAUUCUUCCUUUUCUUUAGCAGCAGACAUCUUCUUUUUGUAGUCACAACGUGGGCGGUUACCAAAACGUUGAGCUACAUGCGCUGGUGCACGUCCCGUUUGGCGACUGGGAAUCAAAUCAGGCGCAAUGCGACCAUGGUGACAAUCCUACCAAGAAAACAAUAUGCUAGCUAGCGUGUCCUUUUGACGAUUUCUGCUGGGAUUCAAACAACUAGCUUUCUGCUAGCUGACCUGCUGCAUAGAAGUAUGCAUGGUGUGUGUGUGUGUGUGUGUGUGUGUGUGUGUGUUUGUGUGUGUGUGUGUGUGUGUGUGUGUGUGUUUGUGCGCGCGCGCGUGCGUGUGUGAUGCCAGUAGACCCUUGUCACAUGACGUCGGACUACUUCCUGGAGUUAACCUUGAAAAUCUGGCUUUUUUUUUUUAAAGGCGUUGUUCUGUAUAAGCGACACGAAGGGGGGUGAUGAAAGGGUUCUGGGUUCUUGCUGUAACGAGCUGGAAGGAAGCAAAGUGCGGUUAACACCUGACACUCGCUUCUUGCGCCCUGUUGUGCUGAAAGCAAUUGUCGCUGCCCCACAAGUAUUUUAUUCCAUCUAAUUAUCAGAUUUUCUGUAUGAAAGGACCAACGAUUGCACCAGUAAAUCCCGCUUUGCUGUGUUCAGAUCUUCUGUUGUGGAUGCAGUGCAGCAAUUUUACGGGACCACUGUGCGAAAGAGGCUUUUUUUUGUUUGUUUCUUCCUGUAAUUGCUGCAGCUGUGUGCGCUUUCACGCAGCGUCCCGCAAUCAGUAAAUUAGAUGCCAGCGACAACUGCACUCAACACAACAGGGCGGGAAAUCACUGCCCCGCGUCCCGGCCCUGUUGCGGCUGUGACCGCUGCCUCCUAAGCUGGAAAAUAGCCAGGUCAGCUUUAUCCGUCUGUUUACACAGAACGGCAACGUGGGAAAAAUGCCGGACUUAAAUGCUAAAGGCUUUUGGUAGCUUUGCGUGGCUAAUUAGCAAGGAUAAAAGUUAGCGGCAGAUGCCUCCCAUGUCUCGCAUGUCAGCAAAACGUCGUAAGCAAAACAUUUUUCCCCUGAAGUGCUGUGACUUGAUGGUGAAAAGGGUCCAUGAGCUUACGCCCCCCCCACCCUUGUCUUCGCACGACAAUACCUCAGUGUGGCUGUUGCAGAUGCUGACGCUAAUUAGCGUCAAAAUAGCCAGCUCUGCCGCCGCCGCCGCCGCCGCUUGGCUGAAUGAUACUUUAGACUGACUUUUGGUGUUGCAUUUUGGGAUUUUUCUUUUUUUUUGUCAUCAGUACCUGCAGCCCAAGCGUCGUCGUCGCCGUCACUCGGGAAGCUGUGAAGUUCUGCAGUUUUUUUUUGUUUUUUUUGUGGCUCGGAUUUUUUUUGAGUUAAUUCAGCUUUAAGAUUGUUUAAGAAAUAACCUAAUCUUUGUAAAAAAAAAAAAAAAAAAAAUGGAAAAAAAGCAACAAAAAAAGAAGCAGGCGCAUUAUGCAAAUGAUUAUCAGAUACCUCAUUUAUCCAUUUUCUUUUAUGUGGUCUUUGGCUUGUACACUGCUCCGUAUAUUCAUUCGACUGUGGGGUUUGUGCAUAUUUUUGUACUGUUGUUAUUGUUAUGAUGGACAUUAUGAUGAUAAUGAUAUGACUUCUAUAUUAGUUUUUUUUUCCUUUUGAUUCAAAGCAAACAACGACAAGAAAAGACAAAGUAGGACAAAAUGCGGUGAAUGCUUGUUAAAAAAACCCAGUGGUUUGUGCUGAUUGUAUUUAAGAGGAGCACUUUCCCAACGUGUUUUUUUCCCACACAUUCACUUUUGUUCAUAUUAUUAGUAAUAUAAAGAUAUGGUUCUCAGGGCUUUAAACUUGUAUGUCAUGAUAAAGUUUUACUUUAUAUCUUACUUCCACCCGACUCCUCUUUAUUUCUGCUUUUGUGUGUUAAAAAACCAACAUGAUUGUGUGUUUGGUGUACUUUUUAUGGGCAAAUGUGUCUUUACUUCCCUUUUGACGGACAGAAAUAUUUCAAUGAUUCAGCACCGUGAUGCAGCGAGAUGAUGGCCAUUAGUGUGAUGAUUGAAUCACAUGCUUGGAUGGACUGGUACUCGUACUUGUACUCGUACUCGUACUCGUACCACCGGUGGUACUCAGGAUUACUUCUUUUUUUAAAAAUGCAAACAAAAUGAUUUAUUAGAGAUAUACAGUACGCAGCACUUAUGGAGUACUGGUACAAAUAGACACUUGUGAACCAA
Messenger RNA from Dunckerocampus dactyliophorus (ringed pipefish), 7231 nucleotides. Its product is annotated as AT-rich interactive domain-containing protein 3B-like. Lineage: Eukaryota; Metazoa; Chordata; Actinopteri; Syngnathiformes; Syngnathidae. The transcript has 9 exons. The record is from RefSeq and is a predicted model, not a curated record. Bases 351 to 2189 code for a protein of 612 amino acids. Gene Ontology annotation, molecular function: DNA binding. Gene Ontology annotation, cellular component: nucleus. Gene Ontology annotation, biological process: regulation of transcription by RNA polymerase II.